This is a messenger RNA of Capronia coronata CBS 617.96, 1323 nucleotides long. RefSeq names its product amidase. The transcript has 3 exons. The record is from RefSeq and is a predicted model, not a curated record. NCBI's taxonomy places the organism in Eukaryota, Fungi, Ascomycota, Eurotiomycetes, Chaetothyriales, Herpotrichiellaceae. The coding region runs from base 1 to 1323 and encodes 440 amino acids.
AUGGCCACAGAACCGUAUCGUCAGACAGCGAGUGAGGUCCUUGCCAGGAUAAAUAGUGGUGACUUGACCGUGGAGCAGUAUGCUCAAUCACUCCUGGCACGUAUCAAGGCCAGAGAUGCCGUGGUAAAAGCAUGGGCGUACCUGGACCCUGCGCGGGUCAUUGAAGAGGCGAAAAGGCUGGAUCAAGUGCCUAUUGAUGAACGUGGUCCCCUUCAUGGAGUGGCAAUUGCUGUCAAGGAUGUCAUUUAUACCAAAGACAUGCCAACCCAAUUCAACUCUCCGGCCUAUGAGGGUCAUGGGCCAACAGUAGAUGCGGCAUCUAUCAUGAUUCUACGGCAGGCCGGCGCCCUGAUCUUCGGGAAGACCACAACGACCGAAUUCGCAGCUACGACACAGGGGCCGAUAACAACCAAUCCUCAUGACUCGUCCCGCACACCCGGAGGCUCUUCAUCUGGGUCCGGGGCUGCCGUAGGAGAUUUUCAGGCUCCCAUAGGACUGGGCACGCAGACAGGAGGCAGCACCAUCCGGCCGGGCUCAUUCAACGGGAUCUAUGCCUUCAAGCCGACUUGGAAUUCGAUCUCGCGUGAGGGCCAAAAAAUAUACUCUCUUAUUCUAGACACCUUAGGGCUCUAUACCCGCAGUGUCGAUGAUCUGGAGCUACUUGCCGAUGUCUUCAAGCUGGAAGACGAUAUGGCCCCAGAUAGGGACUUCAAAGUCAUGGGUUCCAAAUUUGCUGUCUGCAAAACAAUGGUGUGGCCGCAGGUCGGUCCUGGCACUGCUGCUGCCAUGGAAAAGGCUGCUGAGCUGCUUCGCGCACACGGCGCGGAGGUAGACGAGAUCGGUUUUCCGGAGGACCUGAAUGAUCUCCCGCGGUGGCACAGCACGGUCCUUAACUCUGACGGGCGGGUGGCCUUCCUCCCUGAUUAUUGCGCGUCCAAGGGCAAGAUAUCGAAACAGCUGAUCGACCAGGUCGAGAACCGAGGUCGCAUCUCAAGAGCCGCUCAGCUGGAAGCGUUCGACAAGAUUGCCACAGCACGACCCGUUGUGGACGAGAUGGUUGGAAAGUACGCUGCAGUACUAGUUCCCAGUGUGCCAGAUGAGGCACCUGAGGGCAUCGACAGUACGGGCAGCGCUGCCUUCAAUGGCAUUUGGACGGCACUUCACAACCCGGUUAUCAAUAUCCCGGGCUUCCACGGGGGCAAUAACAUGCCCAUCGGCAUCUCCCUUGUCGCUCCACGAUACUAUGACCGGCAUUUAUUAGCUGUAGGUAGAAGGGUAGGCGAGAUCUUCGAGCAAGAGGGUGGCUGGAAGCCGAAGAACUAG